UUGAUGUUAGCAGGCUAAUCCAGUGCAGAGGUAAAAAGCUAGUGUGAAGGUUGGAAUCGGUCACUGAAAAGAGCUACUCAUUUCCAUCAACUAUUUGUAUCUUUUUGCGGGAGAAGCAAUAUGGCUUCGGGUGGAGAAUCCAAAAAUGAUGAUCUUUCCACUGCCAUUCUGAAGCAGAAGAACAGGCCAAAUAGGUUGAUUGUUGAUGAAUCAAUCAAUGAAGACAACAGUGUUGUGUCUCUCUCUCAGGCAAAGAUGGAUGAGCUCCAGCUCUUUAGGGGGGACACAGUGCUGUUGAAGGGCAAGAAACGAAGGGAGACUGUUUGCAUCGUCCUGUCUGAUGACACCUGCUCUGACGAAAAGGUUCGCAUGAACAGGGUGGUCCGCAACAACCUCAGGGUGCGCCUUGGUGAUGUUAUCAGUAUUCAGCCAUGUCCAGAUGUGAAGUAUGGAAAGCGCAUUCACGUUCUGCCAAUCGAUGACACAGUAGAAGGCAUCACUGGCAAUCUGUUUGAGGUCUAUCUCAAGCCGUACUUCCUGGAGGCUUAUCGGCCAAUCCGUAAAGGGGAUAUUUUCCUGGUCAGAGGAGGCAUGCGUGCUGUGGAGUUCAAAGUGGUGGAGACUGACCCCAGCCCGUACUGUAUUGUGGCCCCAGACACAGUGAUCCACUGUGAGGGGGAACCUAUCAAGAGAGAGGAUGAGGAAGAGUCUUUGAAUGAGGUGGGUUAUGAUGACAUUGGAGGGGUCAGGAAACAGCUUGCCCAAAUCAAAGAAAUGGUAGAGCUGCCGCUCAGACACCCAGCUCUCUUCAAGGCUAUAGGAGUGAAGCCUCCCCGUGGCAUUCUGCUAUAUGGACCCCCUGGAACUGGAAAAACACUCAUAGCUCGUGCUGUGGCAAAUGAAACUGGAGCAUUCUUCUUCCUCAUCAAUGGCCCUGAGAUCAUGAGUAAACUGGCUGGUGAAUCUGAGAGCAAUUUGCGCAAAGCUUUCGAGGAAGCAGAGAAGAAUGCACCUGCCAUCAUCUUUAUUGAUGAACUUGAUGCUAUCGCUCCCAAAAGAGAGAAGACUCAUGGUGAGGUGGAGAGGCGCAUUGUGUCUCAGCUGCUCACUUUGAUGGAUGGACUGAAACAAAGGGCUCAUGUCAUAGUCAUGGCAGCCACUAACAGACCAAACAGCAUUGACCCAGCUCUCAGGCGAUUUGGACGUUUUGACAGAGAGGUGGACAUCGGCAUUCCAGACGCUACUGGAAGACUUGAGAUACUUCAGAUUCACACCAAGAACAUGAAGCUUGCUGAUGAUGUUGAUCUGGAGCAGGUGGCGAAUGAAACCCAUGGCCAUGUGGGUGCUGAUCUGGCCGCCCUUUGCUCCGAGGCUGCUCUGCAAGCCAUCCGUAAGAAAAUGGACCUCAUCGAUCUGGAGGAUGAGACCAUCGACGCAGAGGUUAUGAACUCCUUGGCUGUUACAAUGGAUGACUUCAGGUGGGCUCUUAGCCAGAGCAACCCCUCUGCCCUGAGAGAGACCGUAGUGGAGGUGCCCAACAUCACCUGGGAGGAUAUUGGUGGCCUUGACGAUGUCAAGAGAGAGCUGCAGGAGCUGGUGCAGUACCCAGUGGAACAUCCAGACAAAUUCCUUAAGUUUGGCAUGACCCCAUCCAAGGGUGUGCUGUUUUAUGGACCACCAGGUUGUGGUAAAACCCUACUGGCCAAGGCCAUUGCCAAUGAGUGCCAGGCCAACUUCAUCUCAAUCAAGGGCCCAGAACUGCUCACUAUGUGGUUUGGAGAAUCAGAGGCUAAUGUCCGUGAAAUCUUUGAUAAGGCUCGUCAAGCUGCUCCUUGUGUACUCUUCUUUGAUGAAUUGGACUCUAUUGCUAAAGCUCGUGGUGGAAACGUUGGUGAUGGUGGUGGAGCAGCUGACAGAGUCAUUAACCAGAUCCUUACAGAAAUGGAUGGUAUGUCCAGCAAGAAGAACGUCUUCAUCAUUGGGGCCACCAACAGACCAGACAUCAUUGAUCCUGCCAUCCUCAGGCCUGGCCGACUGGACCAGCUUAUCUACAUCCCACUGCCUGAUGAGAAGUCUCGCAUUUCCAUUCUCAAAGCGAAUCUCAGGAAGUCGCCAAUCUCAAAGGACGUGGACGUGGACUUCUUGGCCAAGAUGACCAAUGGCUUUUCAGGUGCUGAUUUGACCGAGAUCUGUCAGAGGGCCUGUAAACUGGCCAUCCGUGAGUCCAUUGAAAAUGAGAUCAGACGGGAACGCGAGAGGCAGACCAACCCUUCUGCAAUGGAAGUGGAGGAGGAUGACCCUGUGCCUGAGAUUAGGAAGGACCAUUUUGAGGAGGCCAUGCGCUUUGCCCGCCGCUCUGUCAGUGAUAACGACAUCCGCAAAUAUGAGAUGUUCGCACAGACCCUGCAGCAAAGCAGAGGCUUUGGCAGUUUCAGAUUCCCAUCCAGUAACCAAGGUGGAAGUGGACCAAGUCAGAGCUCCUCUGGAGGUGGCGGAGGCACAGUCUUCAAUGAGGACAACGAUGAUGAUCUUUAUGGAUAAAUGUGACCACGUGGCUGACCCUCACAGGCCACUCUUCGUACAGGCCUCUGUGUACAAAAGACGAAAAAUAAAAAUUCCAAGUUUUUAGGACUGUGCUUUUUGUUUCUGAUUUUCCGCUUCUCCUUUCAAGUCCACUGCCCUUGUUUUUUAUUCGCCUCGUUCCCCUUCUGUCCACCCCCGUCUGUUAAUAGAGAAAAGCAUGUAGCUGCUUGUGUUUUGCUCUGGUUUGUGAAAGGAUGAUUUCUGAGAACUUUGAUCUUAACAUUCUGUGGGUGGGGGU
This is a messenger RNA of Pimephales promelas (fathead minnow), 2821 nucleotides long. RefSeq names its product valosin containing protein (gene vcp). NCBI's taxonomy places the organism in Eukaryota, Metazoa, Chordata, Actinopteri, Cypriniformes, Leuciscidae. Gene Ontology annotation, biological process: retrograde protein transport, ER to cytosol; autophagosome maturation; mitotic spindle disassembly. Gene Ontology annotation, cellular component: VCP-NPL4-UFD1 AAA ATPase complex; cytosol; nucleus. Gene Ontology annotation, molecular function: ATP binding; polyubiquitin modification-dependent protein binding; ATP hydrolysis activity. The record is from RefSeq and is a predicted model, not a curated record.